Molecule: messenger RNA, 849 nt
Organism: Lutzomyia longipalpis
Lineage: Eukaryota; Metazoa; Arthropoda; Insecta; Diptera; Psychodidae
Gene: bisc
Product: TM2 domain-containing protein CG10795
Exons: 3
Coding region: 181-735 (184 amino acids)
Source: RefSeq, a predicted model, not a curated record
GGAAGGUAAGGUAGAGAGAAAAUUGUAGGUAUAAUAUUGUGACAGCUAUCCCCAAGAUUUUUCCUGAAAGUGUUUCUUUUGCUAUAUUGAACUGCGCCUUGAUGUUCGUAAUCAAAGUGGCACAGUGAACAAUUAAUUGGGAUGUGUUUAGUAGGUGUAGGGAGAAAAUUUGUGUAAAGUAUGCCCCCUGGGAGAUUUUACUUGACCUGCCUUGUCUUUAUUGGGGCACUCACAUCGAUCGUAUGGGGCAUCGAAGUUGACUGCAGUGAGCUCCGGAUGGGGCAGUACCUGUGUCCUGAUCCUGGAAACAUUGACAACCACAUAGACCCGAAGACUCAGCAAAUACGUGGUUGCACGCGGGAGAAUAAAGCCAAGGUUUGGUGCAUUGCUGCAGAUGAGAUAACAUGCACGGAAACCAAAAAUUCCAGCUUCACAAAGGAACAACCCUGCAAAUGGACAAAUGGGUAUCGAUUGGACACAGCCCUGCUACUCUCGAUAUUUCUGGGGAUGUUUGGUGCAGAUCGCUUCUACCUCGGCUACCCUGCAGUUGGGAUGCUAAAAUUUUGUACGCUAGGCUUUAUGUUUCUUGGCCAGCUAGUUGACAUCAUCCUCAUUGCCACACAAGUCGUCGGUCCCGCAGAUGGUUCGGCCUACGUGAUCCCCUACUACGGGCCAGGAAUCGUUGUGAUACGUAGCGAUAAUUGGACAUACCGUCUUCCCCAAGAUGAUUGGUAGUUUUUGGGUCUUACAAUUUGUUCCCAAUAAAUUGUAAAAAUUACUUUAUUAGCUUUUAAGAACUACGAUAGAAUGUGGAAAAUAUACAAAGCUCUUACUGAAAUUAAAAACAAA